GUGCAGUGCGUUUACAACGCUUUCGCAGAGAAGAAAUUACUCAAGAGUGUUAAAGAGUGCAUCCGGCGGUGUUCGCAGUGCGUUCUUCUUUCGUUGCGUGACGCAGGACGCAGCUUGUUAUCCCGGGGUCACUCUCCCGCGGCUCUCUGAAGGUGAUUGUCUCUUUUAGGACUCUAACGUCCAGCACACGUGUGUCUCCCGGCCUGACGCGGGGACCGGGCACACCCAAGCUACGCCAGCUAUUAACGGCUCAACUCUGCCUCAGCGAAAUUGUUUGAGCAUCCUGGCAGGGGUGGUUAGGCAACCCGCCGAGCAGCAAGGACUUUCAGAGUGGGGGUGAUUUUAGUCGGCGCAGCACGCAGCACGGGCAGAAGCAGACAGAAGACGGGAAAGGACAAAGCUGCAGUGCUGUUGAAGCGGUUGAAGUUUGAGCUGUCCCUUGAGGACGAAAGACACCACUUCGAAGAUGGAUAACCUGGCCCCCAUCUGUGGUGAAGGUGUUAUGAAUCUUGAAACAGAUGAUGGACCUCCCACUCUUCAAUGUCAGUCAGAGGCCUCUGGAAGAAAUGAAUCUGACACAUCUGACCCAGACAACACUCAGAAAGAUACCAAUGUCAACAGUGCAGCUCCUGUACUUUCCGUAAUGAAACUACCAGAUUUGGAUCCUGAAAAUGCUUUGCGCAGUCCACCCAAGCUUCUACCUGCUGUUGUCACAGGGAAGAGCAAAAGUGAUGAACCCAAGUCUCCUGUCAAGCCUCUUACGGGAAGUAUGAAAAACACGCCUGCAAGUUUAUCAAUAAUAGAAACUCCUGGCUUAAACGUUGGUAAAUCGACUCGAUCCACAAGGUCCUCCAUAGACCCAAGUUUUGCUGCCAAACAGAGAAGUUUUCUGAAUAAAGUUCACAAUGCACUGUCAUCGACACACUACAAUGAUAUUGAUGACACAAGCUCUUGUGGAAGUGAUCAUGACAUCAUAGCAGACAAUUAUGUAUCUGAUGACAAAUCUCCUGAGUAUGUACCAGGACUUGAAGAAAUACCCAAAAAAUUACUAAAUGGCAUGAAGAGACGGCGUGAAGAGUCUUUGAAUAAAAGCAAGCCAGUAACAGGUGUAGCCCCAGACCAUUCUGCAAGCAGUGAUCCACCCAAUGAUGUAGUCAAUGAGCCUUCUCCUAAAAAAUGGGCGCCUGCAACUGUUUUAGAUGGAAAAUUAAGGGAUGCAUAUUGCUGGUAUUGCCACCGUGAGAAUACAGAGUUGUUCUGUGCGUCUUGCCCUCGGGGGUUCCACAGCCGAUGCUUGAGGAAGCCACUCUCAUCCAAUCCUGAGGAAGAAUGGGUUUGCAUUGAGUGUGUAACUAUUUUAAGAGCAGAAAAUCAAGAGACCAGGUCAAAAGCUCUUAAAAUGCUGAGUUUAGAUCAACUCUGCAAACUUCUAUUAUAUGCUGUCAACCGUAUGAAAUCAUGUGCUGGUGCAGAGGUCUUUGAGAAUGCUGUUGACCACGAUGAGUUUCCAUUAUACAAAGACCACAUCAUCAAUCCUAUGUAUCUUUCUCUUCUAGAGAAAAACAUCAAGAAAAAGAUGUAUGGAUCAACUGAAGCCUUCAUUGGUGAUGCUACUUGGCUUCUUCACAACUGUAUAAUUUUUAAUUCAUUCCAUUCCAAACUAACUUCUGUUGCUAAAAGCAUCAUGAAACUGUGCAAACAAGAGAUGGCUGAGAUAGAAAACUGCCCAGAUUGCUAUUUCUUCGCGUAUACUGAAGAUGAAAAUUGGUUCAUCCAAGUCUGUCAAAAACCACAUCUUCUUGUUUGGGCAAAGCUCAAAGGCUUUCCAUAUUGGCCAGCCAAAGUCAUUAGAUCUAAUGCUGAUUCCUUAGACGUACGAUUCUUUGGUGCUCAUGACAGAGCCUGGGUUCCAGCACGAGAUUGUUAUUUGUACAGUCGGGAAAAUCCUAAUCUCAAUAAUCCUGCUAAACUGUCGCCUGGAAAUGUUUCUCAGAAGAAAAAGAGCUCCAAGAAUAAUUUGGAUACAUGCAUUGAGGAAGUCGAGCAGCAUAUAAAGCUAUUAAAGAAAAGAUUUACAACAUUUCAGUAUGCUUAUCAUAGAACACAUGUUAAUUUAAAAAAACUUGAUGACCAUCUGAAAUUUUUGCUACCUGAUCUCUCUGUUCCUGAUGCCAACAAUUCCAAUGUAUCUGUGCGGACAUCAAAGACACCUUUAUCUAAGCAUGGUAGCUUUGAGCUUGAAUCAGCCACUUCUGGUCCUUCAAUCAAACGAAUGAAAGCUGACAGCUCUUCAGGUCAAUCUACUACAAGUGUUGUGAAUUCGUCAGAUGCUAAUGAUCCUGCUGAAAAUGUUGAUGUUAAGGACAAUCGUGUUUCAAAAGCAUUGAAGGCUCUAAAGGAAACUCACGUCACUUCUACUCCAGUCAAGGGUGUCAUAGCCUCACCUGCUGCUGCUAACUCCUUUACAGAGAGCAGUGCUGCUGUUUGCAUGGAAAAUGGCGCUUUAACUCCAAAGGAAAAUGGAACUAGUGCGUCACAAUCCAAAAUCAUUGGUGACUCUAAGACAGUUUCACAACAUACUGUUACGCCUGGUCACAGUAGCUCUUUUGUAUCACCUCUGUCUUCAUCCGAAGCCACCAGUAUAGCAGAGUUAAGAUUGAAGAAGAAGGACAUUCGCAAAAUUGGAUUGGUUGAUAGACUUCAAGAAAAACUCAACAAUAUGUUACAAAAUCAAUCUUCAAACACCCAGGAGGAUGAAUUAAAAUCACAAUUAAAUGAGUUGGAAACCGUCAGCAAUGAAGAAAAUGUUGGCCUUGGCAAAGUUGAAAAAGCUUCUACCUCAACACCAAAUCAAGAAUGUACUGAAAAUACUCUUGAAUCUGAUGAUGAAAUGUCAAGUCCGGAACGAAAAGCCUUGCUUAAUGAGGCUGUGAAGAAUAUUUUGGAUUCAUUUAAAAUGAUUGAAAAUCAACCAAAAGUGGUGCUUACUAAACUCAAUUAUGAUUUCAUAAACAAACCCACAAUCAAAAGUGAGCCAUCACCUGACAAUGAUGAGAGCUUAUCAUCAGAAAAUAAAGAUUCUGACAUCUUGCCUGGUCAGACAUCUGAUAAGACCAAGGAAACAACUCCCGAUACAAAUAUCAAAGAAGAAUGUGUGGAGGAUUGCAUAGAGGAACCAGUUGUUUCUAGAUCUGCAAAUCAUCCUAAGCCUGUGGAAGAACUCUCGAUCUCCUCAGUUGCUGUACCCAAAUCCCUGAAGUCCAAUGUUCGAUCUGGUGAGCUGAAUGUAGCAAUGGGUGAUGCAAAGCUCAAACCAGUGGCAGGGUUGGUUGUGGAAAACCCUGAGAAUAUAGUAAAGAAAAAGAAACCCAAGUCUAAGGCUGUAUCCGUGACGUUAGUGACAUCCAAUGGAAAUGGAAAUGUGACAGAGUCUCCAGUAGAUUUUGAAAGCAUCAAAGCAUCUUCUGAAUCAACACUGAAGUCUAAUGAAAACACUUCUAGUACAGUACCAAACACAAUUUUGAAAGUUGGUCAAAAUGAUUCAACAGUGACAUCCAACAAUGAGGAAACAUCUGGGACAGUACCAAAAGUGCUUUUGAAAGUUGCUCAUAAUGCUGAUGUUGAAACCUCAGGUGUGUCUGCUCCUCAAGUUUCAAAAGUUGCUUUUCAAUUUAACUCAUCCAUGAAGACAGUUAAAGUACCUUGUGCUUCAUUAGUCCCAAACAAACCAGAAACCAUCCGUGUACCGACAAAAUUCAUCACAAAGCCAAUUUGUAUUCGACCAAAGCCACAGCCUGAAAUUCCUGAACAGAAAAAAAGUCAAGGAAAUAAAUUAAUUGUCAAUGAUCGCAUGAUAUUGAUCAAAACUGACAAUACGCCUGUUUUGGGCACUUCAAAUUCAAGCCCUAACAACAGUGGUAAAGAACCCUCUGCCAAAUCUCAGUUGCCGAGCAAUGCUACUGUGCGUUUGGAGCCCUCGAAACGACUUAGUUCAGAUGAAGCCAAAUCAGACUCAGAAAAUCCAUUGGUUAUUGUUACCUCACCUGAACCAGAUGCUCCAUGUACCAAAUCCAUGGCAAAGACAACAGAUGUUACGAAGCGCAAGGGCCAAACUCAAAGUCCACCAAAGCCUGCUUCUCCAGGAAUUGGUUUAACACCCAUCCGACAGCUGGCAAAGAGCAGUCCUACAAGUUUACUGAAACCAAGAUCCUCCCCUCCCAUUGUAGAGACAUCAGACACAAGGGAAAUUAACGUCCAUGUGACAGCCUCCGAAAUAAUAGCAUCACUGAGUAAUGCUGGAAUCUCAAAAAUUGACAGUCAACACACAACAAACGCCAUUUCGAGUGUCCCAAGAACUCCUACUUUUGUAACUGUGUCAGGUGGAACAGGCAGACGUCUUCUUCCAAAAGCUGUGCCUCUAGUAGUACGAAGUCCAACCACCUCUACAAGUGCAUCACCACCUUCUGGGAACACUAUAUCAAUCAGCCCUAAAAUUACAGUGAGCCCCCUAGUGACAUCAGUCACGACAGCUGUCCCGCCUUUGGUCUCAGGAACUCUAACAAUGGAGAGUGUCUUGAAAAAAUCUCAGAUCAACACGGUGCCCAAAUUGACGGCUGCACCCUCACUCUUAAACAGAGGGAUGCCCCCUCUGUCGAUAGCCAACGUUCCCGGCUUGAAAUCUCCUGCUACCACAACCAAUGCACGCUGUAGGUUCAUCACACAGCCAACGUCUUCGGGGACUUGCAUGCCAACAUCUGAAUGUCUUUCAAGCAUGUGUGUUGGUGAAAAACCAGUUUCCCGUGAACUACACAAUCAAUCUCAGAAGAUGUCACAGAUGUUCUUAGAAUGGAUGAAAGAUUUUCUAGGUGACAUGGCUAGUUCGGGAAGUCUUGAAGCUCAAGUGAGAAGUCUUCAGCAUGACAUGGAACUUAUGCAGUGGCGACACCAACAAGAGCUGGCUGAGCUGCGACAUAACACCGAACUUGCUAUCGCAGAGGUUCGAGACCACAUGAGGAUUGAAUCCGAGCGAGCUGUCUAUCAAGCUGUAGCCAAUGCGGCAAAAGAAAAAGAAGCAGCAGUUGCUGCUGCCAAAGAAAAGCAGUGGUGUGCAUUUUGCAAGAAAGAAGCCUUGUUUUAUUGCUGUUGGAAUACGUCAUAUUGUGAUUACCAGUGCCAGCAAAACCAUUGGAGAGUGCACAGUCUCACUUGCACGCAAAACUCUUCAUACCAUGCUGAACAUUCACCAUCUUCCAGUGGAGACAACAUUCAGACUGAGCCUGCUAGCAUGGGGAGGAUUAUCAUCAAACAGAGGGAGGUGCUUUCACCUCCUCAUCUAAAGAAGCGAGGAACCCCUUCAAGAAUGAGUAACUAAAUACUAUGUUGUAAAAAACAAGAAGAUGAUAACAAUGCUCUCUGUGAGAACGUGGAGUUCGUACAUUAUAUUGACUCAUGCCAAGACACUAUGUGUGGUUCCUGCACAGUAUUACUUGUAACUUUGCUAAAUGCAGUUUAUGCAUAUUUUUAUUAUUAUGUGGUGACUGACCACAGCUACUAACUAUAAUGAAAUUGAAGAGAGACAAGUUCCUCUAUGUUGUGGGAAAGAAGUAAUUAAGCCACUUGUAUUAUAAAUUUUUUGGAAAAUGUCUGGUUGGUAUUUAGUACUGUACCUUGAUAACUAAGACUUAUAAUUGGAACUAUUUCUAUAAACCACAAUUAAUGAGACCGAAUGAUUUGAUUUUAGUGAUAUUUAAGUUUUUCUUGUAAAUGUUUUGCCCUGUGAUACCUUUAUUUUUGAAUUUGAUGUGCUCAAAUACCAGUGUACAUUUUACUAUAGGAAUUGCACAUAUAUAGCCUUAUUUUCAGGCUGCUGACACUUGAAAUGAUGAUGGUUUCAUCAUUUUAAGUACUUGUUUGUGAGAGUUUUGUAUUUAUUUUUCACUCAGUUUUUGAUUGGUGUCUUUGAGGAAAAGAUACUUCUUUCAUUAAAAUUAGAAGGCUAUGCGAACAUGUGAUUUAUCUCUCAUAUUGAUAAAAUAUUUUGAAUUAACUUAGUUAGUUUGUGCUGUCCUAAUUUUCUCUUGUCUGUCAAAAUUACAUAGCUUUCAUUCCCCGUAAGCUAAUGAAAAAGACUGACUAUGUUUUUCUGGUCUGUCCAUGUACUAGUGUGUGGCACUUAUGUACUUAGUUGUUAAGUUUCCUGUAAUUUACUAUUUUUAUUUUAUCUUACUGCUAAGCACGAAUUUCACUUUGCCUUCCGUGUACAAAUCUAUGGUAAUGUUUCUUCUGCCCAUUUGCUGUUCUAUACCCUGUCAUGCCAUUUCCUAGUGCAAGGUUUAGUGGCAUCAAUAAGACCUAAGACUCGUGUUUUGUUACUGAAAAGCAAUAAAGAAAACUACUGUAUUUACAAAGAUGA
This is a messenger RNA of Thrips palmi, 6412 nucleotides long. It is a transcript of the gene Zmynd8, whose product is annotated as protein kinase C-binding protein 1. The coding region runs from base 467 to 5371 and encodes 1634 amino acids. Gene Ontology annotation, molecular function: protein binding. The transcript is spliced from 20 exons. NCBI's taxonomy places the organism in Eukaryota, Metazoa, Arthropoda, Insecta, Thysanoptera, Thripidae. The record is from RefSeq and is a predicted model, not a curated record.